AUGGCUUCAUCACAACCCCUUGUUUCCAGGACGGAAACCCUUAAGAAGUACCUCAGCCUCGAGCAGAAGGGCAAGAUCAUAGCCGAGUACAUCUGGAUCGAUGCUGAGGGUUCAACCCGCUCCAAGUCAAGGACCCUUGACGACAAGGCCUACACCCCCGAUGAGCUCCCCAUCUGGAACUUCGACGGUUCAUCUACCGGCCAAGCUCCCGGCGACAACUCCGAUGUUUACCUGAGACCCGUUGCGGUCUUCCCUGACCCUUUCCGCGGCUCUCCCAACAUCCUUGUCCUCUCUGAGUGCUGGGAUGCCGAUGGUUCUCCCAACAAGUUCAACUUCCGACACGAGUGCAAGAAGGUCAUGGACCUCCACUCCGAGAGGAAGCCUUGGUUCGGUCUCGAGCAGGAGUACACCCUGCUUGGCGACGACGAGCGCCCUUACGGCUGGCCCGCUGGUGGUUUCCCUGCUCCCCAGGGCCCUUACUACUGCGGUGUUGGAACCGGCAAGGUCGUCCAGCGUGACAUUGUUGAGGCCCACUACAAGGCCUGCCUCUACGCCGGCAUUAACAUCUCUGGCACCAACGCUGAGGUCAUGCCUGCCCAGUGGGAAUUCCAGGUCGGUCCCUGCGAGGGUAUCGAGAUGGGUGAUCACCUCUGGGUCGCCCGCUUCAUUCUCUACCGUGUCGCCGAGGACUUUGGCGCUAAGGUGUCUGUCCACCCCAAGCCCAUCCCUGGAGAUUGGAACGGUGCCGGGUUGCAUAGUAACUUUAGCACGGCUGAAAUGCGUGUUGAGGGUGGCAUGAAGCACAUUGAGGCUGCCAUCAAGAAGCUUGAGGGCCGUCACAAGGAGCACAUUGCCGUCUACGGCGAGAACAACGAGCUCCGUCUUACUGGCCGCCACGAGACUGGCUCCAUUGACCAGUUCUCCUGGGGUGUUGCCAACCGUGGUGCCUCCAUUCGCAUUCCCCGUGAGGUCGGCACUAAGGGCUACGGCUACUUCGAGGAUCGCCGCCCCGCCUCCAACGCUGACCCCUACCGUAUCACCCAUCUGUUGAUGGAGACUUGUUUCGGUGCUGCCGAGUAA
Molecule: messenger RNA, 1080 nt
Organism: Clonostachys rhizophaga
Lineage: Eukaryota; Fungi; Ascomycota; Sordariomycetes; Hypocreales; Bionectriaceae
Source: the annotation of a GenBank genome assembly